Messenger RNA from Arabidopsis lyrata subsp. lyrata, 1620 nucleotides. Its product is annotated as tryptophan--tRNA ligase, chloroplastic/mitochondrial. NCBI's taxonomy places the organism in Eukaryota, Viridiplantae, Streptophyta, Magnoliopsida, Brassicales, Brassicaceae. Gene Ontology annotation, biological process: tryptophanyl-tRNA aminoacylation. Bases 178 to 1401 code for a protein of 407 amino acids. Gene Ontology annotation, molecular function: tryptophan-tRNA ligase activity; ATP binding. The record is from RefSeq and is a predicted model, not a curated record. Gene Ontology annotation, cellular component: mitochondrion; chloroplast. The transcript is spliced from 13 exons.
AAAAAAAAAGGAUAAGUGAGUAAAAACUGUUUUUGCUUGGAAAGGUUGAGAUUCUGAUUUUGACUUGAAAUUCUGUUGUUGAGCCGCGUGAGCCUCACGGACUCAAAAACCCAUCCUUUCCUUUAUAAACCCAAUCUUCUUCGUGAGAGAGUGUCAGUGAGAGAGAAGAAGACGAGAAUGGGGCACGCCACGACUCUCUCUCACUUCCUCAUCCUCUCUUCCUCCAGGCUCUCUCGUCUCGGGUCUCGCACUAGAUUCCUCACAAAACCCACUCCUCUCUCCGGCUCUUUUUCUCCCUUUCCGGUCACCGGACAAGGGUUCCGAUGCUGUUGCUCCGCCGCCACAGAAGACCCUUCUCCUUCUGUAAAGAAACGCGUGGUCUCUGGUGUCCAGCCUACAGGUUCAAUUCACUUAGGAAACUAUCUCGGUGCUAUCAAAAAUUGGGUCGCUCUUCAGGAUACAUAUGAAACACUCUUUAUCAUCGUAGACUGUCACGCGAUAACACUUCCAUAUGAUACACAUCAACUAGGAAAGGCAACUACGGAUACCGCAGCACUUUAUCUAGCAUGUGGUAUAGACGUUUCUAAGGCUUCGGUAUUUGUGCAAUCUCACGUCCCCGCUCAUGCGCAGUUAAUGUGGCUUUUAUCUGCAUCCACGCCUAUUGGUUGGUUAAAGAAAAUGACUCAAUUUAAAGAGAAAUCACGCAAGGAGGGGGCUGAGGAUGCUAGUGUCGCUUUGUUUACUUAUCCUGAUCUGAUGACUGCUGAUAUCCUCUUGUAUCAGUCUGAUUUUGUCCCUGUUGGCGAGGACCAGAAGCAGCACAUAGAACUUGCCCGUGAAAUCGCUCAGCGUGUGAAUCAUUUAUAUGGUGGAAGAAAGUGGAAGAAGCUUGGAGGGCGCGGUGGUUCGCUCUUUAAGAUACCAGAACCACUCAUACCACAAGCUGGAGCCCGUGUUAUGUCUCUUACCGAUGGUCUUUCCAAGAUGUCCAAGUCCGCACCUUCUGAUCAAUCCCGGAUCAAUCUCCUUGACUCAAAAGAUCUGAUUGUGGACAAGAUAAAACGGUGCAAGACAGACUCAUUUGCAGGCCUUGAAUUUGACAAUGCUGAGAGACCUGAAUGCAACAAUCUCCUCUCAGUAUAUCAGAUUGUUUCCGGCAAGACGAAAGAGGAAGUAACGGAGGAAUGCAAAGAUAUGAGCUGGGGUACAUUUAAGCCUCUCCUUGCAGAUGCUUUGAUCGAACAUUUGAGUCCUAUCCAGGCCCGUUAUCAGGAGAUAAUAGCGGAACCAGCGUAUUUGGACAAAGUAUUGUCAGAAGGCGCGGAUAGAGCUGCGGAAUUAGGAGAUGUCACAAUGCGCAAUAUGCACCAAGCUAUGGGAUUCUAUCAGAGGAGGAGAUAGUGCCACUAUUAAGGUCGGCGUUUUUGAAAUUAUAAAAGAAAAAAUGAGUAGAGUUACAUUUGCGAAAUAUUUAUUGAUUCUUGAGGUAUUAUUAUUAUUUUUGCAAUAAUUUUGAUCCAUCUUGUUCUAAACAGAUAGGUGCAUUCACUAUGUAUCCACUUUGCGUUAAGACUUCUUGCACAAUCAUUAACCAAUUCAAUGGAAAUUAAAUAUGCUGAA